CUCUGUUUCCUGAAAGCUGUGUUUCCUCCCAUCCAGAGAACUCCAGACCUGACUGUUUCUGAUGGUCUCUACAUUUAGGAACGGGUUAUAGCGUGGCCAUUCAAAGGGGCUAGGAUUAGGCUGAAGCAGCUGCUCUCUAUGUUCAACUACUCCAGCCUCUAUAUAGUCAUCAGUCUGCAGUGAUGCGUCCUCUGUAGUGGAAACCAGCCAUGCCGACUGUAUCAGUCACUGAAACGACUGUGGAGUGUUCUGAACGGCUGAUACAUCCGCAUGUAGGACACAAGUCAUCCACAGAGGGUUCCCCAUCUGACGGAUAUAAGACCUUGACUGUUUUCCAAUCUUGCUGGGAUGCAAAUGUGGCCUUGGUGCUUGUGGUUCUCGCCGGGUUUCUCAUCUUGGUGCUGUUUUACUGCGUCCUUCUCUUGCGACACAAACUGCGUUUGGCUCAAGCAGGAAAUUCUUUGGAGUACUUUGGCUUCUACCACAUAGCAAGCUACACUCUGAAACACCCACUUGAAACCCCAGGUAUAUCUUUCGUGAAUAUGGAUUCCCUCCCUGUGGAAGCUAAUUCUUGUUCUCCACCUCCAACUGUGGUUCCAAGUCAUCCAGUCAUCCCCCCACUCCUCCCCCCACCUCCACCACUUUCAUCUCAACCUCCCUCCAUUGUGCCUCUGCCGCACCCCAUCAUCUACACUACCCCACCCAGCCCUCAAUCUGACGCAGAGGUGUAUUCCCGCAUUGGCACUCUACGGCCCUCUAGGCACUCGAGCGUGAGUCAGACGCAGGUGGUUCUCUUUGAACAUUCAUCUCUGUGACCCUUCAUAGAGGAACUCUGGCCUCUGUCUCUUCCUUGACAGUGUUUGCUAAGAGACUGCCUUUCACAGUCCAGUCGUUCAGGCAACUUUUAAGUCAUGUGUUUGUUUGCUUUUGUAUUUUUGGAAACUUGCAUAUCCUUGUUCUUUGGUACUGUUUGCAUGGACAGAACUGUGUUGAGGCUGUUUUGACUGUUGAUAGUAUUAUUUUCACUUUAGCUUUUUUUUUUUUUUAGAUUUGCACUAAAGCUAAAGGUUGUAACAAACAAAGGACGCCCAUAGCCUCUAGUUUAACACUGCACAAAUUAUAUAUAUCUUAAUAUCA
Messenger RNA from Tachysurus fulvidraco (yellow catfish), 1137 nucleotides. RefSeq lists its product as uncharacterized. Bases 210 to 815 code for a protein of 201 amino acids. The record is from RefSeq and is a predicted model, not a curated record. Lineage: Eukaryota; Metazoa; Chordata; Actinopteri; Siluriformes; Bagridae. The transcript has 2 exons.